CUCUGCAACUGCAAGGAGCCAAGGAUCAAGCUUCGUGAAGCUAUUUUCGUAUCUGAGAUAUACAGGAAGACGGAGGAAGAAGAAGAGGAAGAAGAAGAUGACAGUUUUCCACUUCUUUAACUGCGCAAUUCUUACUUUCGGGCCACACGCCGUCUACUACUCGGCUACUCCUUUAUCUGAAUAUGAUACACUUGGUACAUCUGUUAAAACUGCUGUUGUAUAUCUUGUAACAGCAUUAGUGAAGCUUGUAUGCUUAGCAACUUUUCUGAAGGUGUCCGAAAAUGAUAGCUUUGAUCCGUAUCAGGAAUCGUUGAAAGCUUUAAUUGGCUUUAUAGAUGUUGCGGGGCUUUACUUUGCUCUAACGCAGUUGACACAUAGGAACAUCUCUCAGAAUCAUAAAUUUCAAGCUGUAGGUCUUGGUUGGGCCUUUGCUGACUCUGUUUUGCAUCGGUUGGCACCACUUUGGGUGGGUGCUAGAGGACUAGAAUUUACUUGGGACUACAUUUUGCAAGGCUUGGAAGCGAAUGCAAACCUUGGUUUGAGUAUUUCUCUUGCUGCAUUGGGAUCGUUGAUGUGGCUCCGUAAAAAUAAACCCAAGACUUUGAUUCCCAUAAUUUAUGCCUGUGCAGGAAUAGUAGCAACAAUGCCUUCAAUCACAAGUUAUUUGAGGAAAGGUUUGGGGUGGCAUUUACCCAAAGUUGUUGGCUUUGAACUUUUCACAUCUCUAGCGAUGGCUUUCAUUAGCUGGCAGUUAUUCUCGGCAUGUCAACGACCAUCCAACUGAGGUUUACUCGAUUAAUUAGUGGUUUCGAUGAGCAGUUCUAUAGAUUGGAGAUUAUUAGUUCAUCUGUGGACAGGUGAUGUAAAAUUACCCAAAUUUUUUAUCAUCCAAUUCGUUUUUGGUUCCAACAUCUCCUACUGAGACUUGAGGUUUCUCUAAUUUAUUUGAAAUCUGACUUCAUAUCUUAACUUGUUACUUGCACUUUCAACAUCAAAGUACAUUAUUUAUAACAAUUUCAAGACCCUUUAUGCCUGUUUCUCUUUA
This is a messenger RNA of Impatiens glandulifera, 1045 nucleotides long. Its product is annotated as transmembrane protein 147. Bases 98 to 784 code for a protein of 228 amino acids. The record is from RefSeq and is a predicted model, not a curated record. The transcript has 7 exons. NCBI's taxonomy places the organism in Eukaryota, Viridiplantae, Streptophyta, Magnoliopsida, Ericales, Balsaminaceae.